Messenger RNA from Lytechinus pictus (painted urchin), 4685 nucleotides. RefSeq names its product NF-kappa-B inhibitor zeta-like. Gene Ontology annotation, molecular function: NF-kappaB binding. Gene Ontology annotation, biological process: cellular response to tumor necrosis factor. The record is from RefSeq and is a predicted model, not a curated record. NCBI's taxonomy places the organism in Eukaryota, Metazoa, Echinodermata, Echinoidea, Temnopleuroida, Toxopneustidae. Gene Ontology annotation, cellular component: cytosol. The transcript is spliced from 7 exons. Bases 109 to 2673 code for a protein of 854 amino acids.
GAGCUCGCAUUCUCUACAUACACAGUAGUACAAGCAGGCACCAAACUCUGAACUCUCUUAACAAUAUCUGAAAUUUGAUGCUAUUUUCGUCCUCAGUUUGACGCAAACAUGCCAUCCAUCGGUGGCUAUGAUAAUUCUCGGACCAAAGAUUGUGAUUUGGAGGAUGUAACAAGUCUCAUAUCAGUGGAAUUAGUUGGAUCAAAAUCAUCGUCGACAUCAAAAAACAUCACAGCAUUGAAGCUGAAGAAAGACAAACCGUUCCCAUCAGAAUCUACCACCAUCAUGGCACCAAACAAGAAUGGCCAGAUGGAGAGUGAGUGCAAGACUGCGUCCCCUACUGGAAAAGAAGUUAUACAACAAGACAAGAAUUCGUCUGCAGGGAUAGAGAAGACAGCAGCUCCAGAGGGAGACACUCAAUGCAAUGGGAAACACAAUGAGGAACAGAUGGAGAAGACGGCCGAAGUAAAGCGGAAGGAGUACAAGGAGAAGCCAAAAGCUAGCUCUGUUGAAAUUCUUGGACUGAAGAAGAUGAAGAAUGCAAGGAUUCCCAACCAGGGCCACUUAGACCAGAGUAUCUACCAGAGCGCAGAGAGUGAGCUGAGAAGACGGAAGAGCUCUCCUGCAGCUUACCACUACCAGAAGCAUCAGAGGAUUCCUGAAGAGCAAUCAGAGGAGUCAUCCGUUGACAAACUUGCCACAAAGAUGACUCGAAUGGACUUGAGUUGUGAGAAGAAAGAUGGCUUUGAGAAGAGGAUGGAAGAGGAGGUGCAGGAAAGGAACAAUCUGGUUUCAAAAGGUCCUACUCGAAGCAGUCCUCCACAGGUCAGGAUGCAACCAUACUCUAGGAAUCAACCAACUUGUGUUCAACCAUGUCAACAGCCACAGCAGGUGUAUGCUGCUCCAGUAACCCAUCAUCCACCGAAUCGACAAUUUAUCGUCAUUUCAGAUAGGAAGUUUAUGCCCCCUGGUAUGACCCCUGCCCCUCACACAGAUGGUCGUACCAUGCAGAACGUAUCCAGGCCGCAGACCACCGUCACUAGGAAUGAACCGGUGGAAUCAUAUUGGCCUCCAUCUCCAACAGAUAGCUGUGACCCAAACUCACCUGGUAGCGUGUCUUCUCUGAGUCCUGCUCAUACAAUGCAACAGGCUCCAUCUCCAGCUUACUCCUCGGCGUAUUCCCCAGCACAGCCUCAGCUAUCACCCCAAUCCAUGAUGUCACCAGCUGAUAGCUACCAAGGCAUGUCCACCUCGCCAAAUUCGCCGUAUUCUCCAGAAAACAUGGUCAUUCUCAACUCCCCUCCUAGUGUCCAAAGCGAAGAUUCUGGAAUCGCCUCACCUCCUCACAACCCCAGCGUCUACAAUUACACCUCCGUAAAUGGCACCAACAGCGGGGUCGUCAUCGACAACAGCAAACGACCCAAUGUAAAUUUAAAUCAGAUUUCUGCAGAUAAGAUGAGGUACAUCAUCCAAAACCGGCAGCAGCAGCAGCAGCCGGUGUAUCAGAAGCAACAACAGCAGCCAUCGCAGGCUGAAAUGGCCCUGCAGAGCAUUGAACGAAUCAAAGAGGAUCUCAUGGCCUCGACUGCAGAGCUUCCAAGCCCACAAUGUCAUAUUCCACCUGACAAUUAUCACUAUGUUCAGAGCCCAUACAAUCGGAACCAAGUAAGCCAACCAAUGGUUAGCCAGCAACCUGCCUAUCAGCACACCAUAUACUCUGGAUCAAACCAAAUGCAGAUGGUCACACCUCCUCCUACCCCUCAAGAUCAUAAUAGAAACUUGGAGAAUCUAGUCAACAAUAUGCCUCUGGAUGUCUUGUGUUCUUUGGAUGAGGAAGGAGACAGUGCUCUUCACAUAGCUAUUAGCCAGGGGAACACGCAGCUUGUACGCCUGAUCAUCAAUCGGUUGUUGAAGAGUGGAAGAAGGGAUGCCUUGAACCUUCAGGACAAUAUCGGACAGACACCUCUUCAUAUCUGUAUCGUGACAAACCAACCAAAUCUCAUUAUUGAACUUCUUAAAGCCGGUGCUGACAUCAUGAAGCGAAACAAGGAACAAAUGACUGUCCUCCACUAUGCAGCGGCCAAAGGUUUUUCUAACGCUCUGCUGGCCAUAUUCCACUGUUUGUGUGAGAAGAUGAUUGCCAACAUCCAAAUCGAUAUUGAAGAUAAGAAUGGCAUGUCCCCACUGCAGUGUGCUAUUCAAGCUCAUGGUCGCCUUGCCCGUGUCUAUGAUGGUACUCAAUGCAUGUAUGUUGAUAAGAUGGUGGAUAGUUUGGAUACCAUCAAGAAUCUACUCUACCUAGGGGCUGAUCCUGCAUUCCAGGACAGGAAGAGUGGCUACACAUCCAUCCACUAUGCAGUUGAGCUGCCACCUUGUAACAAUGUGACCCCAAACACGCACAUCCUCAAGAACAUCCUAGAAUGGCCUGGCGUUGACGCAAGACAACUCCUCAGGAUGCAAAACUACGCCGGCAACACUCCGCUCCACGUCAUCGCUGGGAGGGAGUUUGAUGAGGAUUACGUGGUGAGCGUGAUCGAUCACCUGAUCAGCUUUGGUGCUGACAUCGAUGUGAAGAACCAAGAGAAGCAGUUACCUCGUGAUUUAGCGACGGUCAAGAAGAAGGAGAGACCAAAGGUUUUUGCAAGAUUGACAGGAGACCAUCUUCAAGGAAAGUGAAGCAGCCAAUCAGGGGCCUUGAUAAAAAUCAACCUUCAUCAACAAUGCAGCAAGUGACCAAUCAUAGGAGAUGUUUCAUUAGAUGAAUACAGACAUGCGUUUCAACUGCAUGCUCAGAGAUUCCUGGAUGUAUUGUAUGUUUGAAAUAUUUUUGGUAAUAUCUGAAUAUAUGGCCUUAUAAAAGCCUAUUGUACUGUAUAUAUUUUAUGUCUUUCGAUGAACCAUCAUGAUUCCUGAAUAUGAAUUUUAUAAUAAACAUGAAUGAUUUUCCUUUGAUUAAAAAAAAGAUACUCUCUGUAUAAUAAAAUUAACAUUUGAGAGGAUAAUUUCUUUCAAUUUGAAUAGUCAUUUAGCUGUAAAAUAUUGAGAAAAAAUAUAAUUAUAAUUUGGAAUGAUGAGGAUUCAGUAUUGUAAAUAAACAGAUAAUUUAAAAUGACAAGGCAUGUCUUUAUCAUGUGGAAGAAAGGUUUUUUAUGGCUUAGAUUAAGCACUUUUAAUGAAUUUGAAUUUUUGAUUUGUUGUUUUAAAAUAAUGUACUACAGAUAUCAAAUGGUUUUAAUUGACAGUGAAUCUACUGUGUGUUGGAAUGUCAAAAUGAAAUUGUAUAAAUAUACAUUCAGUGUAAUAUACAUGUGUAGAUUCAGUUUUAUAACUUGGCUUCCAAUGUCAUUUAGCAUUGCAUAAAGAGGAACCAAAAAUUUAAGCAGUUGACAAUAUUUCACACGGUAUAUCUUAAUUCUUAAACAACUCAAACUUGAUGAAAAUUGGAAAUGUCAUCACUGAGUAUGGAUAUGAAUGAAAUGGGACCAUGAAAGUGUGAUUGAUUGGAAUUUUGAAAAUUGAAUUCUAGUAUUAGAGAAGAGGGGUGUAUAAAAACAUGCCUUUAUUAUUUGACUUAUUAAGUUUAGGACAAUCUGUGAGCGUGUUAUACAGCAUUAGGAAUGAAUCACAAAUUUCUAGGGAUUUUUUUAUUUUUCAUCUUUGUGUACAAUGUGUGAUUAUGAGAUGUCAAUGAAUGCAACAUCAUGAUCAAAUUGCUUCAGUCUGUGUUUCAGUUCAAUUGUAUCUCUGUCUGUGAAAAUGUCCCCUGUUAAAUAGGCCUAAUAUGUGUUCAAUUUAUGGGGAACAUGGUGGCUGUUUCAGAAAAGCUGUUCGUAAGUUAGAGCAACUUUAAGAAUGACUGGUGAACCUUUCUUACAUGCUAAUCACCAAUGAACAUUUAAUGGUGAUUAUCAUUUACCACAAGAAAGGAUCACCAGUCAUUCUUAAAGUUGCUCUUAACUUUAAUACAAACAGAUUUAUGAAAUGGCCCCAAGGCUUCAGAUACUGGUAUUUCUUUGGAUACAAAUACUUGUGGUAAAAGUGUACCAUGUUAUAUUGCUUGAAACAAAAAUAUUGUUAUAUUUCUCUGUCUCACUCUUCACUCCCAAACUGACCAAUGCUUGUUUUGGAUGAUAAGGUCUCACACCACUUCGAGAGGAGUGUUUAUACAUAGAAACAAACGAUUUACACUGAAGUGACCGAUUUGCUUUAUGCCUGUCGUGAUUCAAGACUAUCAGUAGCUUAAACAAUAGUUUGGUACUGACUUUGAAAUGUCCCCUAGAUAUAAAUAACUAUCUAGGCAUAUAUAUUUUAUGCAUAUGUACAUAUUACAGUAUCUUGGAAAAAAAAAAUCAAUCACUUUGUGUCUCAAAACAUGCACUUAUUGAGCAAUUUGUUCAAAUACUUCAUAUAUCCUUCUGUUUAAAUUGUAACACUAUUCUGUAAUUUCCUUGUUUAUACUGCGUAUAGAAGUGGUCAAGUUUUAUUCAUGUAAAAAUGUAAUAUUAAUCAGAUCAUAGUGGUACUGUAUGUCCAGGAGACUGAAAUGAAAUGGGGCGUAAAGAUUUCAAAAAUGGAGAGCUUGCAGGAUGAGAGUUUUAGAUUUAGGGAUGGUUCUAAAGAUAGAGGGUACCUAGUCUGAAGGCACAGACCCUUGGUUUUCACAAUUCUCAUAGUGCAUAAUGUAGAGU